Molecule: messenger RNA, 1790 nt
Organism: Vespa mandarinia (Asian giant hornet)
Lineage: Eukaryota; Metazoa; Arthropoda; Insecta; Hymenoptera; Vespidae
Gene: Mpc1
Product: mitochondrial pyruvate carrier
Biological process (GO): pyruvate import into mitochondria
Cellular component (GO): mitochondrial inner membrane
Source: RefSeq, a predicted model, not a curated record
AUAAAAGAAAAAAUAUAGUACAUCGCAUGCCUUGAAAAAUUUAUUUAAAAAUUGAUUAUGCAAUUGCAAAAUUGUCAAUGGUAUUUAUUACCGAAGACAUCAUUCGAUAGUAUAAGAAAAUUCAUUUCCUGUUGCUUACGAUCAGUGUAAUUGCGUAUUUUUAAGAACGUGUAAAGAUUUUACUAUCUAUUUUAUUUCAUUAUACUUACGAAUAGUACUUAAUACUCUGAAAAAAUUACUCUGUAAAAAAAUGAAUCGUAUAAGAAAACUUGUUUCCAGUAAAGAAACUCGAGAUUAUUUCCUGAGUACACAUUUUUGGGGACCAAUUGCAAAUUGGGGUAUUCCAAUUGCUACUAUUGCAGAUAUAAAAAAAGAUCCAAAAUUUAUUAGUGGUAAAAUGACUAUCGCUUUAUGUGUAUAUUCAGCAGCAUUUAUGAGAUUUGCAAUCAGAGUGCAGCCACGCAAUAUGCUACUUUUUGCUUGCCACUUUGUCAACGAAGGAGCACAAAUUACUCAAGGUUGUAGAUUUAUAAAAUAUCAUUAUCUAGAUAAAAAGCCAGAACAAUAAAGAAUAAUGAAUAUCCCAACUGCCAAAGAAAACAAUCGUUCAAAAAACUUACAGUUUAAUAUUUUAAAAUAUUAUAGUAUACUGAUAGGUAUUUGUUAAUUUAAAUAUCUGUACAUAAAAGGAAUAUUCUGUUAUACCUAAUAAAUGUAGAUAAUUGAUAUAAUGUGUUUCUUACGAACAUGUAUCAUAAUUAUUAUGUACAAACAAAAAUAAAAAUGUUUAAUAUUUUUAUAUUUUGCACAUUAAGAUAAUUCUAUCAACUAUGAUUGAUCAAUUGAUAAAAUAAUUAUAUCGUUAUUCAUAUAAUCAAACAAACAAUAAUUUGAUUUUAUGGUUUAAUUCAUGUCAAAAUCAAUAAUAUUUAUUUUUAAAACAAAUUUCUAUAACUGUCUUCAUAAUGGAUAAUUCACUUUUAUAUAUGACCAUUAAACUAUACUAUAAGAAGAUAGUCAUUUGUAUAGAAUAUAUUUAUAAAUAUGUAUGAUUUUUUUCGAGUAUCACAAUCACAGUAUUCGCACAUCAAUGUGUGCGCAGACUCACAAUUACUUAAAAAUUAUAAGUAAUGUUUUCAAAAUUUAUAUGUGAUGUUGUCUUUCUUGUCCUUAUAUUUAUCUGUAUUUCUUACCCUACAGAUCAUAUUAACUUUGAUAAUUUUUUAUAUGUGGUACUAUUUUAAAAGACAACGAGAUUCUAGACUCAUAUAAUUUUGUUUCAUUGUUUUAAUUCCGUAUAACGAUACGUGCCAUAGUUCGUGUGAAUAUUUCUAAGUAAAGCAUUGAAGCAAUAGAAAAAGAUCGCAUUGUAUUAGAUAUAUUAUCGUUAAUUGUGUAUCAGAUUAUGAUUUCUAUAUAUUUUGCAAUAUUCGAUUUUCUUUCUUAUAUAACGAAGAAAAACUUUUACUAACAUAUCAAUUAGUUUCAAAGAUUUCAUUAUGAUAAAACAAUGAUCAAGAUUAUUUUUCAAGAAAUUCAUGAUCUUCACAUAAUUCAAGUUAUCAAGAUUGGUAAGAUUAUUAGUAAAUUUAUUAUGCUUUUUAUUAACUCCAUUUAUUGUAAUUAUGUUAACAUUUAUUUUUAUGAUUGUUUUCUUUUAUUUGUCAUUAAUUUCACUAUAUUUAGAAUAUACGCUUGUGUCUGCGUGUGAAUAUGUAAAAUUUGUCACCAAGUAUGUUGCUCCAUAGUUGAAAUUUAGUUUGCAAUGAAAUAUAUCGUACCAUUGUAAA